AUGCCUCUUAACUUGAAGGUCAGCGCUGCCCUCCUCGCUGUGAUAUAUGCCGUCCACGCUGUGCCCGCCCCAGGCCUGAAGGCGAGACAGUCGAUCACCGCACUCUCGACGACUCAGAUCGAUACCUACACUCCUUACACGUGGUACUCCAGCACGGGCUACUGCAAUGCGGCAUCGACGCUAGCCUGGAACUGUGGAACGAACUGCGAUGCGAACCCUAGCUUCAAGCCUGUCGCGUCUGGUGGCGACGGUGAUAGUACCCAAUAUUGGUUCGUGGGAUAUGAUCCGGCGUUGGAGACCGUCAUUGUGUCUCACCAAGGAACGAAUACCUCCGAGAUUUUGCCUCUGGUCACCGAUGUCGAUAUCGUGUUCACUAAUCUAGAUUCUACUCUUUUCCCCGGUCUCAGUUCCUCAAUUGAGGUCCACAGUGGAUUCGCUAACGAGCAGGCUAAAACUGCAACAACGGUUCUGUCUGCGGUGCAGAAGGCCUUGUCAACUUACAGUGCCACCCAUGUGACGGUGGUGGGACACUCCCUCGGUGCUGCAAUUUCCCUCCUAGAUUCCGUUUAUCUCCCUCUCCACAUCUCUGGUGCGACGUUUACUUACGUCGGGUAUGGCUUGCCUCGGGUUGGCAACCAAGCCUUCGCCAACUACGUCGACGCGCAGCCCACAUCUGUGACGCACAUUAACAACGAGGAGGACCCCAUUCCCAUCUGCCCCGGAAUGUUCCUCGAUUUCGUGCACCCCUCCGGCGAAGUACACAUCGAGGACUACGGUGAAUGGGCUUCGUGCCCAGGCCAAGACAACCCGAGUACGCAGUGCAUCGUCGGCGAUGUGCCCACAAUUUUCCAGGGCAACGAGUCCAACCACGACGGACCGUACAACGGUGUCGAAAUGGGUUGUCGAUGA
Molecule: messenger RNA, 909 nt
Organism: Sparassis crispa
Lineage: Eukaryota; Fungi; Basidiomycota; Agaricomycetes; Polyporales; Sparassidaceae
Product: lipase
Exons: 7
Coding region: 1-909 (302 amino acids)
Biological process (GO): lipid metabolic process
Source: RefSeq, a predicted model, not a curated record